Messenger RNA from Quercus robur (English oak), 2101 nucleotides. RefSeq lists its product as uncharacterized. The transcript has 7 exons. NCBI's taxonomy places the organism in Eukaryota, Viridiplantae, Streptophyta, Magnoliopsida, Fagales, Fagaceae. Gene Ontology annotation, biological process: defense response to fungus; chitin catabolic process; cell wall macromolecule catabolic process. Bases 49 to 1968 code for a protein of 639 amino acids. Gene Ontology annotation, molecular function: chitinase activity. The record is from RefSeq and is a predicted model, not a curated record.
ACUAUUGCUGCACUGCAUUCACACACUCUCAAAGAUAAGAAAAAAAAAAUGAAGCUCUUUUCUCUGAUACUGUUUUUCUUAGCUUUCUUCUUGCUUGGAACCUCAGCAGAUGAUGUUACCAGCGUCAUCAGCUCGUCGCUUUUUAACAAAAUGCUUAAAUAUCGAAACGAUCCUCGAUGUAAAAGCAAUGGAUUCUACACUUACAAUGCUUUCGUUGAUGCUGCCAAAUCUUUCAAUGGCUUUGGCACAACUGGUGAUAUUACUACACGAAAAAGGGAGAUUGCUGCUUUCUUUGGUCAAACCUCUCAUGAGACCACGGGAGGGUGGCCAAGUGCACCAGAUGGCCCAUAUGCGUGGGGAUAUUGCUUGAUUACCGAAACUAACAAGCAAACCUAUUGCACGCCUUCAAAUCAAUGGCCAUGUGCUCCUGGCAAACAAUAUUAUGGUCGAGGACCUAUCCAACUCACUCACAACUACAAUUAUGGGCCUGCAGGUAAAGCUAUUGGAGUUAAUCUGCUAAGUAAUCCAGAUCAAGUAGCCACAAACCCCACCAUAUCAUUCAAGACAGCCAUAUGGUUUUGGAUGACCCCACAAGGAAGCAAACCAUCUAGCCACAAUGUCAUCACUGGAAAAUGGAAACCCUCCGCUGCUGACACUGCAGCUGGUAGAGUCCCAGGUUAUGGUGUAAUCACCAACAUUAUCAAUGGUGGCAUUGAAUGUGGCCAUGGCCAGGAUAGUAGGGUGGCUGAUAGGAUUGGGUUCUAUAAGAGGUACAGUGACAUAUUGGGAGUUAGCUAUGGGAAUAACCUAGAUUGCUAUAAUCAAAAGCCUUUUGCCUAUCCACACGCUUUUCACCGGCACUUUCAUCUGACCAACCGGGAGGAUUUGGAAACCAUUCUCAAGGUGACGGUUUUUCUAAACAAAGAGGACAACCAAGUCAGAGCCGCUCACAAAAUCUUAAGGUACGAUCCUAUCCAGAAGUCAUUUGCCGCCCCGAAGCACGUGAUCAGAGCUAAUGAUCCUCGGCUUCAGAAAAUCACUGUAGCCAAGCACGGGUUUUUGAUCUUUGAAGGAUCUCUUGUCCCGGAGGGCAUCCCGUUGUCACAUGCGCACCCACCAUUCACUUCCACAAAGCACUAUUGCUGCACAGCAUUCACACUCUCAAAGAUAAGAAAAAUGAAGCUCUUUUCUCUGAUUCUGUUUUUCUUGGCUUUCUUCUUGCUUGGAACCUCAGCAGACGAUGUUACCAGCGUAAUCAACUCGGCUCUUUUUGACAGAAUGCUUAAAUAUCGAAACGAUCCACGAUGUAAAGGCAAUGGAUUCUACACUUACAAUGCUUUCGUUGAUGCUGCCAAAUCUUUCAAUGGCUUUGGCACAACUGGUGAUAUUACUAUACGUAAAAGGGAGCUUGCGGCUUUCUUGGGUCAAACCUCUCAUGAGACCACUGGAGGAUGGGCAACUGCACCAGAUGGCGCAUAUGCAUGGGGAUAUUGCUUUAUUACCGAAACUAACAAGCAAGCCUAUUGCACUCCUUCAAAAGAAUGGCCAUGUGCUCCUGGCAAACAAUAUUAUGGUCGAGGACCUACCCAACUCACUCACAACUACAAUUAUGGGCCAGCAGGAAAAGCCAUUGGAGUUGAUCUUCUAAAAAAUCCAAAUUUAGUAGCCACAAACCCCACCAUAUCAUUUAAGACAGCCAUAUGGUUUUGGAUGACUCCACAAGGAAGCAAACCAUCUAGCCACGAUGUCAUCAUUGGAAAAUGGAAAUCAUCGACAGCUGAUACUGCAGCUGGUCGAGUCCCAGGUUAUGGUGUAAUCACCAACAUUAUCAAUGGUGGACUCGAAUGUGGCCGUGGCCCAGAUAGUAGGGUGGCUGAUAGGAUUGGGUUCUAUAAGAGGUACUCUGACAUAUUGGGAGUUAGCUAUGGGGCAAAUCUAGAUUGCUAUAAUCAAAAGCCUUUUGCCUAAACAGCUCUGGUCCAAGGCCAAAAAAAUGUUUAGCCAAGUACAAUAAGGAGAUGAUAUAAAUGUAUGAAUGGGAGAUUUCUUUUCCAAUGAGAAAUCUCUAAGGUUAUGGAUAAAUAAAGAGGAAUUUAAUAAA